This is a messenger RNA of Symbiodinium necroappetens, 1069 nucleotides long. The record is from the annotation of a GenBank genome assembly. NCBI's taxonomy places the organism in Eukaryota, Dinophyceae, Suessiales, Symbiodiniaceae.
AUGCACAAGGCACUUCUUGGGGGCCCCGAGAUCUUCAAGGAAGGUGCAGGCGAAGACCGAGGCGAAUUCGCCCGGCUGCAGGCCUUCAUCGGAGCUAUAGCCAUUGGCGACAUGGUGAAGUCCACCCUGGGACCAAAAGGCAUGGACAAGAUCCUGCAGCCUGCUGGCCAGGGACCCGGGUCCAAUGCCACUGUGACCAACGAUGGAGCCACGAUCCUAAAGUCCGUUUGGAUCGACAACCCUGCAGCCAGGAUUUUGGUCGACAUCUCCAAGACACAGGAUCAGGAAUGUGGCGAUGGCACGACAUCAGUUGUGGUGCUUGCAGCUGAGAUGCUGCGAAAUGCGCAGAAUCUAGUGGAGGCGAAGAUGCAUCCCCAGGUCAUCAUCCGAGGCUACCGCAUGGCUUUGGCAGCCGCUCGGGCCAAGCUAGAAGCACUGGCAAUGGACAACGGCAGCGAUCCCGUGAAAUUUCGCGAGGAUCUCUUGAGGAUAGCCAGGACCACUCUGAGCUCCAAGCUGCUACAGCACGAGAAGGACCAUUUUGCGACGUUGGCCGUCGAUGCAGUUCUUCGUCUGGGUGGAAAGCCAAAUUUGGACUACAUCCAGGUGCUGAAAAAGCCCGGGGCCUCCCUGAAGGACUCCUUCCUGGAGGAGGGGUUCAUCCUGGAGAAGAGAAUUGGUGUUGGCCACAAGAAGCUGCUCGAAGAUUGCAAGGUCCUGGUGGCAAACUGCCAAAUGGACACGGACAAGGUCAAGAUCUAUGGAGCUCGGGUGAAGGUGGACUCUCUGGAAGCCGUGGCAGAGAUCGAGCAAGCCGAGAAGGAGAAGAUGAAGGCAAAGAUAGAGAAGAUCGCCGCACACAAGUGCAAUGUCUUCAUCAACCGGCAGUUGAUCUACAACUAUCCUGAUCAGUUGCUCAAGGAGUCGGGGGUCAUGGCGAUCGAGCAUUCGGACUUCGACGGUUCCGAGCGCUUGGCCGCUGUUCUCGGAGCAGACAUUGUCUCCACUUUUGAUAACCCAGAGCUGACGACGCUUGGCACGUGCAAAAAGAUCGAGGAGAUCAUGAUUG